AAGUUGGACCAAAAGCCCUCCUUUUUUUUUGUUUUACACGCGCGAGCUUAACCGUUUGUCCGACAACGCGUUUCAGGCGGAGUUCAGAUCUUAAAACAUUUGACCAGCUUUUUCACCUCUCCACUUCUUCGUUCACAUAUUUGAACAGACAUACCGUACCCCUGGCUUACCCUGGAGAACUAACAACUCAAAGGAUAUCAACAUUUCAAGGCCUAUUUUCAUUUUUGAUACUUUUCUGGGCUUACUACAUACAGUGCUGUCUUUUUUUUCAUAGUAGACGCGCUCCCAGGGCACAAGAAGCUCUUCUGGUUUGUAACUGCUUCGCUUUCUAUUUUUUCCGCGUCUGAUUUUGGGGGCCACAUGCGAUGUCACGGAGUAUUAAAAGAAGAAAGAAAUGUUUGCCAUUCGUUUUUUGCUUACAAUGCGAAGGCGUUUUUUUAGUUCAUUUUUUUUAAAACCAGUUGAGUAACUGGCGACAGGACUCUAUAAUCAAUGUGGUGUCAGCUGGAAGGACGUGGGGUCCGGAUCUCACCUAAACGCUGAUACGUCUUGGGAGUGAUGCUCUGGCUUCCCCUGGUUGCCAUGGUGAUUGCCUCGGCCCUGCCCUUCCCUCACAACCCAGUGUCCAGGAUUACCGCUGCGACGACAGAGCCUAGCUUUGAUGGCCGCAGAGAGCAUGAUCAUGCCCCGGCUGCUCGCCUUGCAGUUUCACCUGUGGACUACAGUUUCCAUGGAAAUGCCUCACAAAUGGACUACAACAUACCUGCUGCUCUUAGCCAGCACACCAACAAACACAACCUCCAGAACCAUAAGGAUUAUGUGAAAUCCUCCGUACAUGAAGAGACUUACACAUUAAAAGCGCAGAGUCAAGGAACCUACCAGUCAAAUAGCAAAUCAGGCAGCGAUGGCAGAAGCAGUGUCAGUUUGGAUGUUCCCACCGAAAGAGGAACUCUCAAGACUGAGGGUAUUUUUGAGGAUAAUUUUCUAACAAAGGACUACAACGCAGACAGCAACAGCCUUCAAGACUCCUCCAGUUUUGUUGACUUUUCAAGGAAGGAUAAUCUUCAGGACUCUAAGGGUAGACCACUGCAGGUUUCUGGAGUGGAAAACCAUACUGUCAGUCCUGCUGCUACACUCAAGGUUCACAGAGGACCAGAACCGACUGUUCCCUCAGAGCGCCUGAGAGGUGUACCAACAGUCAGGAUGAGGAGUAAGCAGACACAGAGUGCUGGAAGAGGUCUGGCUGAGGCAAGCUUAACCCUGGAGGCAGGGCUGGGUCUGGGAACCGGGCUUGACAGCAUCCUAGAGGGAGACGAGAUGUUUCUGGAUGCACAUCCACGAGUCUUGUUCUCACCUUCCCUGUCACCUCCAGAACAUCCCCCCCUGCUGCUGAUGUUGGAGACUGGCAUGCUGGAGGAGGACAGGGAUGGCGAGGAGCAGGAAGACAUGGACGGACACAUCGAGGGUCAUGGGGACCGAGCCCUCGAUAGGAGCACGACGCCGAGUUGGGCAGACUCUCCCAGGUUUAUCAGUGAGGUUGCCCAUCCUGUUAAAAGAGAUAAACGUUCACACUCGAUUGACAGAAGGAGAGGGGAAAAGUCUGUGUGUGAGUCAGAAAGUGGCUGGGUUACUGACAAGAAGACCGCCAUCGACCUCCACGGUCAGCAGGUCACCAUUUUACAGGAAAUCCAGACUCAGACGGGACCUCUCAAACAGUACUUUUAUGAGACCCGCUGCCGCCAGCCCGAGCAGCAGAGCAAUACUGGAGGAUCCAGGGGUGCUGGUGCAGCAGCAAAAUCCCUGGGGACAGGCGUAGCCGGGGCCGGCUGCUUGGAUGUGGAUAAAAAACAAUGGUUGAGUGAGUGUAAAGCCAAGCAGUCGUAUGUCCGAGCACUCACCAAAGGCGCAGACAACAGAACCGGAUGGAGGUGGAUCCGCAUCGACUCAUCCUGCGUCUGUGUGCUGCUGUCCAGAGCGAAUCAGACACCGGGGAGGGAGUUGUUGACAAGGAAGGGGAGAGGCUGAGAGAGGGACAGGAGGUUGAGUGAGAUGUCAAGAA
Molecule: messenger RNA, 2059 nt
Organism: Monopterus albus (swamp eel)
Lineage: Eukaryota; Metazoa; Chordata; Actinopteri; Synbranchiformes; Synbranchidae
Gene: ntf4
Product: neurotrophin 4
Exons: 2
Coding region: 559-2025 (488 amino acids)
Biological process (GO): modulation of chemical synaptic transmission; nerve development; nerve growth factor signaling pathway
Cellular component (GO): synaptic vesicle; axon; dendrite
Molecular function (GO): nerve growth factor receptor binding; growth factor activity
Source: RefSeq, a predicted model, not a curated record